GGCCGAGCUACACCGCGUCCCGGCGUCGCGUCCGGCCUCUCUCUGUCUCUACCUGCAGACGCGUCUCCAGCUGCUCCCCCCUCCACGCGUCGGAUGCGCGCCGGCCGGCUGUGCGCUCCACUGAACUCGUUAGUUCGCUCGAACGACUGCUCGAUUACUCCCGAUAACUUCCGGGCCCGCGGCUAGGAACAGUAUGGGCCGGGUGCGUGUCGCCGUGCCCGCCGGCGGUCCAGAUUACGAGGCUAGUUGUCGCAGAUGACGCGCUCGACGGUCCGGAAUAUGUGACAGUGGGAAGCACCGGUGGCGUGUGGAGGACUAGCUGAGGCGAGAGUGUCUGCGAGGGGGAGACCCGAGUUACCAUGUUGAGUCCGUUCGUGGACCCGAGUCACCACCACCACCUGGCAGCCAUGGGCAUCAAGAUGAGUCCUCCGUCGUCGGCGCUGGUGCACCAGGGCGGCGCCGGCGGCACCGCGGACCACUACCAGGCGUCGUCCGCCUCCGUGGGCGGAAGCGGAGUGACGGCGGGCUACGCGGCGCGCGACUUCCUACUGCGGCGCGACCACCACUCGCAGGAGUUUUCCGCCUCCGGGGCCGGCGUCGCCGCGGCCUCCGGGGGCGGCGGCGAGUCCGGCGCGGGGGCGGCGGCGGUGCUGUUCCCGGCUGCGGCAGCGGCGGCCGCGCUGCACCACGAGGCGGCGGGCCACGUGCUGCCGCACGCGCACCACCACCAGCACCACCACCACGCGCUGGCGUCGCACCACGCGGCCGCCGCGCUCAACCACCAGAUGCGGCUCGGCAUGGACGUGUACGCGGCGCGCGCCGGCGUGGGCGUCGAGCACGGCCACCACGCCGCCUACCACCACGCGCACCACCCGCACCACCCACACGCGCACCACGGGCUGGCGCAGCACUCGUACCCGCACCACGUGGCGGCCGCGGCCAUGCACCACCACCACCAGCAGCAGCAGGCGGCGGCCGCGGCGGCGCACCACGGCGCCUUCUUCCGCUUCCGCCAGCCCGUCAAGCAGGAGAUGUCGUGCAUGUGGGUCGAGCCCGAGCAGCCGCCGCCGCGCAAGACGUGCGCCAAGGCGUUCACGACCAUGCACGAGAUCGUGACGCACCUGACGGUGGAGCACGUGGGCGGGCCCGAGUGCACCACGCACGCCUGCUUCUGGCAGGGCUGCCCGCGCAACGGCCGCCCCUUCAAGGCCAAGUACAAGCUCGUCAACCACAUCCGCGUGCACACGGGCGAGAAGCCCUUCCCCUGCCCCUUCCCCGGCUGUGGGAAGGUGUUCGCGCGCUCCGAGAACCUCAAGAUCCACAAGAGGACGCACACCGGCGAGAAGCCGUUCAAGUGCGAGUUCGAAGGCUGCGACCGGCGCUUCGCCAACAGCUCGGACCGCAAGAAGCACUCGCACGUGCACACGUCGGACAAGCCGUACAACUGCCGCGUGGCGGGCUGCGACAAGAGCUACACUCACCCGUCGUCGCUGCGGAAGCACAUGAAGGUGCACGGCUGCAAGAGUCCGCCGCCGGGCCACCCCGCCUACGACAGCGACGACGACGCUGCCGCCGACGGCGACGACUCCAACUCGUCCGGCUCGGCCGCGUCCGCGGGGGCG
Schistocerca piceifrons (Central American locust) is the source of this 1622-nucleotide messenger RNA. RefSeq names its product zinc finger protein ZIC 4-like. Gene Ontology annotation, biological process: central nervous system development; regulation of transcription by RNA polymerase II. Gene Ontology annotation, cellular component: nucleus. The annotation marks the transcript as partial. The record is from RefSeq and is a predicted model, not a curated record. The transcript has 3 exons. Gene Ontology annotation, molecular function: RNA polymerase II cis-regulatory region sequence-specific DNA binding; DNA-binding transcription factor activity, RNA polymerase II-specific. NCBI's taxonomy places the organism in Eukaryota, Metazoa, Arthropoda, Insecta, Orthoptera, Acrididae.